AUGUUUAACUUGGGCAAUUACAAAGAUGUCUUGAGUUCGAUUAAUGAAAUUAAAAAAGCAUUAAAAGUUUCCGACAAACAGAUAGCUGAUUGGAUUUGGGAUUUAUUCAGCGGAACUGAGAUUCAGUACUCGCCUAGUCAACAAGAGUUAGAUGCAAGAACAGUCAAUGACGUUGGAAGCUUCAUUGAAAAUAUCACAGCCUUGCUUUUCGGUGUUGAAGUUUCUCGGAAUCUGGCUUGCUUAAUUAUUCAUCCGAUGAUGUUAGAUUUAAUUCGACAUAACAGUUUAAGUUGGCAAGAUGCUCUUACUGGGAUGGCUUCAAUGCCGAUGGCUUCUGAAAAUGCAGUUGCUGCGUCUAGAGGGCUUCGCAUUGCAUAUAAAAAAUAUUUGAGUCUUGGUUAUCGCAGUUAUAGUUAUGACUAUGCUAAAAAUGAAGUAUUAGAUGUUACGCAGCCCGAAGUUUUAUGUUUGGCUACGAAAGAACAUGAAAUAGUUAAUAAUUGGCUGAAAUACAUUCCUUCAGCAGAUAGAAAGCUGUCAAAAAAGGUGCCGACAGAAACAGCCAUUGGUGCAAUAUGUGUUGCUAUUGAUAGAUGGUAUGCUAUUAAAAUACAAGAGAAUUUUAAACGUCAAGAGUAG
Molecule: messenger RNA, 639 nt
Organism: Didymodactylos carnosus
Lineage: Eukaryota; Metazoa; Rotifera; Eurotatoria; Philodinida; Philodinidae
Source: the annotation of a GenBank genome assembly